UCGCGUGAUCCCUUCUCCCGGCCUGGCGCAGGAAAACUAAGGCCACAGAUGGAGAGCAGCAGAGCUCUGGUCUCCACGACCUGAGCUCAUCCCGCUCCACCGGCGGCAACCACGCUCAACAAACUGCAUUGUGUGUCUGUGUCCUGGCCACGCUCUGCUCUGGGAGCCAAGGGGACCGGAAGAAGAUGCAAUCUAGUGGGUUGGGCCCCGGGGACCUGAACACCAAGAAGCUAAUGACCGUACAGUAGUGAGAAGUAGGUGGGACCUCAUUAUACCGACUGCCAGGAAACCAAAGCCUUGGGUGCAGGCGCCCGGGCCCCGCGGCGCGGCUUCCCGACCCUGGAGGCUCGCCCGGCCCGCGCCGACCUCCCGCCACAGGCGUCGCUGUGCGCUCGCGCGCGGGCCGGAGACCGCGUUCGCGGGGAGCGGGCGCUCGCGCAGAGCAGGGGUUUCAGUUUCUGGCGCGAACUUCCGCCGUUCCGAAGUUGCAAGGCGAAUUGGCGCGAUGUCUGGGGACAGCAGCGGCCGCCGGCCCGAGGGCCGGGGUCGGGGCCGGGGCCGGGGCCGCGACCCGCACCGGGACCGCACCCGCUCCCGCUCUCGCUCGCGGUCCCCGCUGUCGCCUGGUUCCCGCCGCGGCUCCGCGCCGGAGCGCAGGGAGGCCCCAGAGCGCCCGAGCUUGGAAGAUCUAGACCCGUCGGAUUCCGGGGACGAGAUGCUGGACCCGGCCAGCCUGGAGGCGGAGACCGACCACGGCCUGUGCCGCCAGAUCCGCCAUCAGUACCGGGCGCUCAUCAACUCGGUCCAACAAAACCGGGAGGACAUACUGAAUGCCAGCGACAAAUUAACAGAGGUCCUUGAAGAGGCCAACACUUUGUUCAAUGGAGUGUCCCGAGCACGAGAAGCAGUCCUGGAUGCCCACUUUCUUGUUUUGGCUUCGGAUUUGGGCAAAGAGAAAGCAAAGCAGCUGCGCUCUGAUCUGAACUCCUUUGAUAUGUUGAGAUAUGUUGAAACUCUACUGACCCAUAUGGGUGUAAAUCCGCUAGAAGCUGAAGAACUCAUCCGUGAUGAAGAUAGUUCUGAUUUUGAAUUCAUAGUCUAUGACUCCUGGAAAAUAUCAGGCAAAACAGCAGAAAACACCUUUAAUAAAACCCAUACAUUCCACUUUCUGUUGGGUUCAAUACACGGAGAGUUUCCUGCGCCAAAGCCACGAAUUGAUCGUCCAAGAAAAGUUCGUAUGAUAGAAGAGCAGAGGGCAAUGCCUGCCCAGUUAAGAAGAAUGGAAGAGUCUCAUCAGGAAGCAACAGAGAAAGAAGUAGAAAGAAUCUUGGGAUUGUUGCAGACAUAUUUUCGAGAAGAUCCUGAUACUCCAAUGUCCUUCUUUGACUUUGUGGUUGAUCCGCAUUCUUUUCCCCGUACAGUAGAAAACAUCUUUCAUGUUUCCUUCAUUAUACGGGAUGGUUUUGCAAGAAUAAGACUUGAUCAAGACCGACUGCCAAUAAUAGAGCCUGUUAAUAUUAAUGAAGAAAAUGAGGGAAUUGACCAAAACACGCAAGUUAGGAAUCAAGGAAUUAUAGCUCUGAGUUACCGUGACUGGGAGGAAAUUGUGAAGACCUUUGAGAUUUCAGAGCCUGUGAUUACUUCAAGUCAGAGCCAGUAGCGGCUUGUCCUUGAUGCCAGCUGAAGGUCUCAGGUGGAUAGUGAAAUGCAAGAAGGAAAGCAGCAUGGAUUGUAUAUAUUGUAUGAUUCAACGUUUUUAAAGACAGAUUGUUUUUAGUAAAAUGUAGCUUUUGAUAGUUAAUGAAUUUGUCACGGUUGUCUUUGAUUAAAGGAAAUGCACUGCCAUAUUCACAAA
Molecule: messenger RNA, 1855 nt
Organism: Nycticebus coucang (slow loris)
Lineage: Eukaryota; Metazoa; Chordata; Mammalia; Primates; Lorisidae
Gene: NSMCE4A
Product: NSE4 homolog A, SMC5-SMC6 complex component
Exons: 11
Coding region: 506-1660 (384 amino acids)
Biological process (GO): DNA repair
Cellular component (GO): Smc5-Smc6 complex; nucleus
Source: RefSeq, a predicted model, not a curated record